AUGACCACGUGCCUUCAGCGAUCGGUUAGCACUGUCUACUUGAAUGGAGAGAUAAGCUUAAUAGUGGACCUUUGUGUCGUCAGGGUUAGCGUUCUUUGGCCAGCUGUCGCAAACACACCUGUACCUCCUCCCCUAGACAUAGAAACAACCAAUGACAUAGCGUUUCUUUCUGGCUCUCAAAACAGAGAGCAAGACUCCUGCCUCUAUUACGAUGAUUGCCUCUCCCUUUCCCCACCUUUCGCAGUUAAUCCUUUAACUGUAUUUCCCGCUAGAAGGGAAGCCCCUUACUUUGUAUCUCCCUCCAGCUUUACCCUUGUCAUUGCAAUCCAUCCCCUUCUCUCUCUCUCUGUUUAUUUUUACCACUUUUCCUCCUCCCCACAAUUUAUCAUCUCUUCAUAUUUAUCUAUCGAUUGCUAUAUAUUCAUAAUCUAUCUACCCAUCUAUCUAUUCAUGUCUACUCAUAUCUAUCUAUCUAUCUAUCUAUCUAUCUAUCUAUCUAUCUAUCUAUCUAUCUAUCUCAGUUCACAUCUAUACCGGGUGCGAUGGAUGAAAAAAAAAAUCAAUCUAACAGUCUAUCUCAGUAUGCUAAUAUCUAUCUAUCUAUCUAUCUAUCUAUCUAUCUAUCUAUCUGAUUCUUUCUGGUAA
Acanthosepion pharaonis is the source of this 645-nucleotide messenger RNA. NCBI's taxonomy places the organism in Eukaryota, Metazoa, Mollusca, Cephalopoda, Sepiida, Sepiidae. The record is from the annotation of a GenBank genome assembly.